Danio aesculapii is the source of this 4320-nucleotide messenger RNA. RefSeq names its product adenylate cyclase 6b (gene adcy6b). Lineage: Eukaryota; Metazoa; Chordata; Actinopteri; Cypriniformes; Danionidae. The coding region runs from base 364 to 3807 and encodes 1147 amino acids. Gene Ontology annotation, biological process: cAMP biosynthetic process; intracellular signal transduction; adenylate cyclase-activating G protein-coupled receptor signaling pathway. Gene Ontology annotation, molecular function: adenylate cyclase activity. Gene Ontology annotation, cellular component: plasma membrane. The transcript is spliced from 23 exons. The record is from RefSeq and is a predicted model, not a curated record.
AUCGUAGCAGCGCGUGAAGAAGCAUGAAGACGAACGUGACUGGAAGAGCGGCGUGCGCGAGAAUAAUGUAACCAUCGCCCAGCCACAGUCACUCUUCGGCGGACCAGCGACACACUUACAAUCCGCGCUUUCGCUCCUGGAGCUGCUGAUUCAUGGGGGCUUUCGACUCAGGUGGCUGAGAGAUGCAAAGAUCUUGGCAAUAUAGGAGGAUUUUCUGUUGACCCUGUGUUUAAGUGGGUGUCCCGAAACUCAACCAACCCUGUGCUCAAAAAGAUGCUGGUAAUAUUAUCUCUGAACAAUAGAGUAAAUGCAGUGCCUUGCUAAAAAGAGCCGUGCCGCCACACAAAGGGGAAGCCACACAGAAUGUCUUGGGUCAAUGGCUUUAAAGCUGCAAGAGUGGACAACCACAAGACAGCAUGGGGUGAACGCAAUGGAAGAAAAUCAAGGCAUAAAAGGGGCUCGUCCUUGUGUAACCCACGCUACAUGAGCUGUCUACGGGACCCGGAGUCUAUGGAGGCCCCAUCACAACACUACUCCCGUGCAGCAGGGGGCGCCACCAGCAGCAACUUCAGCACACGCUGCGUUUGGCAGGAAGACCAUUAUGGCAGGAAGGGCGAUGUGGGUCUGAGAGCCGUGGACUUGGCCUUUGAAGAUGCUGAGACGAGGCAAACAAAAAACGGUGACGACCCUGAUGUCGCCGGAGAGGAGAGGAAGGGUCCUGACAGGUGUUUUUUGACUUGCUUCUUCCGUCUAGCACACAUUUUUCAGUCCAAAAAGUUCAAGUCAGCCAAACUGGAGCGACUGUAUCAGCGGUACUUCUUCAGACUCAAUCAGAGCUCUCUCACAAUGCUGAUGGGGGUUUUGGUUGUGGUUUGUGGGGUCAUGCUGGCGUUUCACUGUGUCCAGGGUCCCCCAGACGUGGCAUACGCUUCAGUGCUUUCUGUAGCCAUGGGUCUGUUCUUGACUUUGAUGGUGGUGUGUAACAGAAAUGGCUUUCAUCAGGACUACAUGUGGAUUGUGAGCUACUUGGUGAUGGGGGUGCUGGUGGUGGUGCAGGUGUUUGGCCUGUUGAUGGUGGAUCCGCCCAGCAUGCCUGAAGGGAUCUGGUGGACCGUUUUCUUCAUCUACAUCAUCUACACGCUGCUGCCCGUGCGAAUGAGGGCCGCAGUGAUCACCGGAGCUGUUCUGUCCACCAUUCACAUCGUUAUGGCAUGGAGAUUUAACCUUGAGGAUAGCUUCCUUUACAAACAGCCUGAGACCUGGUUACACGCUUGUAUAUAUCUCCCUCAUGUUGACUGGUGUCUCUCAAACCUGAUCCAGGAGCGCCUGCUGCUCUCUGUGUUGCCAAGGCACGUUGCCAUGGAGAUGAAGGCCGACAUCAACGCCAAGAAGGAGGAUAUGAUGUUCCACAAGAUCUACAUCCAGAAACACGACAACGUCAGUAUCCUUUUUGCGGACAUUGAGGGCUUCACCAGUUUGGCGUCUCAGUGCACCGCUCAGGAGCUGGUGAUGACCCUUAAUGAGCUUUUCGCUCGCUUCGAUAAAUUGGCUUGGGAAAACCACUGUCUGCGGAUCAAGAUCCUGGGGGACUGUUAUUACUGUGUGUCUGGGCUUCCGGAGCCGAGGGCCGAUCACGCGCACUGCUGUGUGGAGAUGGGAGUGGACAUGAUCGAGGCCAUCUCGUUGGUUCGAGAGGUCACCGGGGUGAACGUGAACAUGCGUGUGGGGAUUCACAGUGGUCGUGUGCACUGCGGCGUCCUCGGCCUGCGCAAAUGGCAGUUUGAUGUCUGGUCCAACGACGUCACUCUAGCGAACCAGAUGGAGGCGGGAGGCAAAGCAGGGCGGAUCCACAUCACCAAAGCCACAUUGCAGUAUUUAAAUGGUGACUAUGAAGUGGAAGCAGGUUUCGGAGGGGAUAGAAAUGCAUACUUGAAUAACAACAACAUCGAGACGUUUUUUGUACUGGGCUGCAGUCAGAAAAGGAAAGAGGAAAAGGCCAUGAUGGCUAAGAUGCAGCGCGCCAGAGCCAACUCUUCAGAGGGUCUGAUGCCUCGGUGGGUUCCUGACAGAUCUUUCUCCAGGACUAAAGACUCCAAAGUCUUCAGGCAGAUGGGCAUAGAUGAAGCCUCCAGCAAAGAUAACCGCUGUGCCCAAGAGGCUCUGAAUCCUGAGGACGAGGUCGACGAGUUUUUAGGUCGUGCCAUCGAUGCUCGCAGCAUCGACCAGCUGCGGAAAGACCAUGUCAAGAAGUUUCUACUCACAUUCCAGACACCUUUACUGGAGAAAAAGUAUUCCAAAAAGGUGGAUGAUCGUUUUGGAGGUUAUGUGGCUUGUACCCUCCUCGUCUUCUGCUUCAUCGUUUUUAUACAAAUCACCAUAUUUCCACAUACACCAUUAAUGCUGGGCUUGUUCAUCACCAUCUUUAUUAUUCUCGCCCAUGUGCUCUUUAUAUGUGCCAUUUACUCCUGCGUUAAGCUCUUCCCAGUUACCUUGCAGACAGUGUCAAAAAGGAUUGUUCAGUCUCGUAUUAACAGCACGCUGGUCGGAGUCUUCACAAUUCUGCUUCUCUUCAUCUCUGCCUUCGUUAAUAUGUUUACCUGUGACCGGACGGAUCUGCUAGCAUGUGUGGCCGGACAUCUGAAUAUUUCUGAAUCCAUCACACUGUGUCUGCUGUAUAACCUGAGCGGACUGGCAGAGGAUCCUUUCUUCCUGUGUCUCGAUCAGCCUUCAGCCUGUCCUUUACCCGAGUAUUUCACAUACAGUGUGCUGCUGACUCUGCUGUGCUGCUCCGUGUUCCUGCACAUCAGCAGUAUAGGCAAGCUGGUGCUUAUGCUCUUCAUCCAGAUCUGCUUCCUGCUGCUAAUCGAGUGGCCUCUAGUCAGUCUGCUGGACAACGCUGACCUACUGGACACCGUCGAUGCACUGUACGCUUUCAAUGAAACAAAUUAUUGCCAGGAAACGGUGACUAAAGUGUCUCUGAGGGUGUCGAUUCCUGUCAUCCUCACUGUAUUUGUCCUGGCUCUCUAUCUGCAUGCACAGCAGGUCGAAUCCACAGCACGCCUCGACUUCCUCUGGAAACUUCAGGCCACCGAAGAAAAAGAGGAGAUGGAGGAGCUGCAGGCCUACAACCGUCGUCUUCUUCACAACAUCCUGCCCAAAGAUGUGGCGGCUCACUUCCUCGCCAGAGAGCGCCGAAAUGAUGAGCUUUACUAUCAGUCCUGCGAAUGUGUGGCCGUUAUGUUUGCAUCCAUCAGCAACUUCUCUGAGUUUUACACUGAGCUCGAGGCCAACAAUGAGGGUGUUGAAUGCCUGAGACUGCUAAAUGAGAUCAUCGCUGACUUCGAUGAGAUCAUCUCUGAAGAGAAAUACAAGCAGCUAGAGAAGAUCAAAACGAUUGGUAGUACUUACAUGGCUGCAUCUGGAUUGAACGAUUCAACGUACGACAAAGAGGGCCGAACACACAUUCUGGCUCUGGCUGACUAUGCCAUGAGGCUACGAGAACAGAUGAAGUACAUCAAUGAACACUCAUUCAACAACUUUCAGAUGAAGAUAGGUUUGAACAUUGGGCCAGUGGUUGCUGGUGUGAUUGGAGCCAGAAAGCCUCAGUAUGACAUAUGGGGUAACACAGUGAAUGUGGCCAGUCGCAUGGACAGCACAGGUGUUCCCGAUCGUAUCCAGGUGACCACAGAUUUGUACCAUGUUCUAGAAAGUAAGGGCUACCAGCUGGAGUGUCGUGGACUGGUCAAAGUGAAGGGGAAAGGAGAUAUGACCACUUACUUCCUCAACAGUGGUCCUGUCUGCAGUUAACACUGACCAAAUGCUUCUCCAUGCACUGAAAUGCAGAAAGGACGACACAAGACUCUCAAUGGCAUUUGAGCAGAACCAAAUAUAGAACCACUCGUGAAGAUUGACGUGGUAUUUAUAUAUGCACCUAUUGGGAAUAAUGAAGUACGCUCUACCUGGAUGACUGAAUGAAGAAUUGUUGCCUUAGAAGGAGAGGAUUAUGAAGAAAAAGCAUUUUUUUUAUUAUUAUUUUUUUGUGGAAAGACUUCUUCCGUACCAAAAUUUGAAUUGUUUAUUUAUUUUGACAGUUUUUAAACUGUGUAAAUAAAAAAUGAUUAUAUAUGCAAGCAUCAAAAAGCAAGAAGAAGCUGACCAAAGAACAAAGUAUAUGAAGUAGGAAAUCUCUACACAAGUGAAACCGUUUUAAAAUGUCUGAAGUGUUAUUCAUUUUUGUCACAUUCUAUUAUAAACACUGAAGCAAAAAAAUACAUCUGUCUUCAUCGAAGGCCUUAGAAACAAGAAUUUUAAUUCAUUGUA